Messenger RNA from Strongyloides ratti, 5619 nucleotides. Its product is annotated as Neurexin-1. The record is from RefSeq and is a predicted model, not a curated record. NCBI's taxonomy places the organism in Eukaryota, Metazoa, Nematoda, Chromadorea, Rhabditida, Strongyloididae. The transcript has 13 exons. Bases 1 to 5619 code for a protein of 1872 amino acids.
AUGAAAAAUAUUAUUAUAUUAAAAUAUAUUAUAAAAAGUUCUAAUUCAUUAAUAAUUAAAUUUUAUAAUUGCUAUUAUUUAUUAUUGAUUUUUAUACUAUUUAAUUUUUUUAUUGUAAAAAGUUCAUCUGUCAUUUUGUCUGGGUCCCCAGAUUCAUAUGCAAGAUUUCCUAAAUGGGCACAAACAUUUGAAAAUACAUUAACUUUUGAAUUUAAAACACAUCAAAAAGAUGCUCUUUUAUUUUAUACAGAUGAUGGAAAUAUUCAAGGAAAUUUUUAUUGCCUUAGUAUAUCAGAUUCAAAAUUACAACUUGAUUUUAGGAUAGGAGAUGAUACGGUAGAAGAAAAUUUGGUACGAAAUGUAUUUUCAAUACGUAUUGAUGAUGUUAAUGUUAAUGAUAACAAAUGGCACAAAUUUACACUAUUUCAGGGAUGGGAGAAUGUAAAAAUUCAAGUUGAUGAUGUUGCUGUUUUUAAAACAGUAACUCAACGAAGUUUUAUUUUUGGUAAUCUUCGUACAAAUUCAGAUGUCUUUAUUGGUGGUAUACCAAAGGAUAUAAAUCUUUUACAAACUAUGAGCUCACCCUUAAGAAGAUAUACAAAAAGAUUUUCUGGUAGUGUAAAAAAUUUAAUCUAUAGAUUGUAUCCACAAGGUAUUUCAUCUCCACAAUUAAUUGAUUCAAAAGGUACCAGACAUACAGAUGAUGAUUAUUGUACAUAUAAAGAUAUAUCAAAAUAUCCAAAAACAUUUUCAAAUAAAAAUAAAAAUUUUUAUGAAAAAUAUUGUUUAAAUGAUGGGCGUUGUUAUAGUACAAAUGAAGGAUCAAAAUGUGAUUGUGCAUUUACUAAUCAUGAAGGAUCUAGAUGUGAAAAAGAAAAAAAAACAACACAACUUUCAUUUUUUGGAAAUGAAUGGCUUGGAUAUGAUGUUACAAAAAAUAUCUCUGCAAUAACAAAUUCAAAAUGGGAAAAUGUUACAUUUAAUUUUAAAACAACCCGUCCAAAUUGUAUAAUGUUUUCCUCAGGUGAUAAUAUGAAUAAUAUGGAAAUUCAUCUUAAGAAUGGUGUUGUAUUUGUGUAUAGUCAAUUUUAUGGUUCUGAUCAAAGGGUAAUACGAAUAUUUAAUAAAAAAAAAAGUCUUAGAUUUGAUGAUGGUGAGUGGCAUUCAUUAAAUCUUUAUAGAGAUUUAAUAAAACUUAAAUUGACAGUUGAUGAGUAUAGUGAUGAAAUAAAACAAAAUUUUGAAAAUAAAGAAUAUUUAGGAAAUGGAUAUAUAUUUAUUGGUGGAAUACCAAAUAUUUAUAAUAAUAAAAUAACUAACUCAUCUCUAUUUUUCAAAGGAUGUAUGUCCAUUUUAAAAUAUGAAGCAAAUUCCCAAUUGUUUGAUAUGAUAGAAUUGUCAGAUGAGGGUUUCAGUAAAUCUGUCAUUAGAACAGAAGGAGAGUUAAGUUAUUUUUGUUCUGAUAAUCCUGUUAUACCGGAUGUUAUUUCAUUUAUAUCAGGGAAAGGAUAUAUUUCAUUACCAAAAUGGAAUUCAUUGUCCACAGGAAGUUUGGCAUUUCAAUUCAAAACAAAUACUGAAGAUGGUUUAAUUCUUUAUCAUGGAAUGCCAUUUAUUGAAAAUACUCAUUUUGAUUUUAUUGCAUUUGAGAUAGUUGAUGGUUAUUUAUGGAUGAUAUUAAAUUUAGGUUCUGGAAUUAUAAGACUUCAAUCUAGUCCUAAACGUUUAGAUGAUGGAGAAAAUUGGCAUAGUGUUGAAAUGGAACGUCUUGGUAGAACAGGAUCAAUUAUUGUUGAUGGACAAAAAACAGACUUUAGUACACCAGGAGUUUCUGCUAAUUUAAUUAUUGAUGAACCAAUAUAUUUAGGAGGGGCACCAUUUUAUCAAAAUACAUAUAAUUAUUCUAAUAAAUCUUAUAUAAGAUUUUCAGAAAAAGUAUGGAACGGAAAUAUGGGAAAAGGUUUUAUUGGAUGUAUAAAAAAUUUUCGCCUUAAUGGAAUAAAUGUUAAAAUUUCAUUGGCUGUUGAAAACAAUGAAAUGUUAAAUUCAGUUAAUCAUGUUAAAUUAGGAUGUAACAACAAAAUAAUAGAUUCUCAAAUAUCUUGUCAACAAAAAAAUUGUUUUAAAACAUCCAAAUUUUUUAGUUUUAAUAAUUUAUCUGGUAAAGAACAAAAAGCUUUACUAUUAAUUUUGCCCUAUCAAAUUUCAUCUGAAGCGGAAACGUAUUCUGCACUUAUAAAAACAGAGCAUAAGAAUGGUGUACUUUUUGAUACUUUAUCAUCAAUUCCUAAUUACCAAGGAGGAGUUAGUUUAUCUUUAGUUAAUGGAGAGCUAACAUUAAAAUAUCAGUUAUCAAAUGAAACUUCACGCAUUUUUAAUUGGGGGCCUAAAAUUUUAAAUGACAACAAAUGGCAUUUAGUUAGUUUUCAAAGAAGAGGUGCUAAGCUAAUGUUAUACCUUGAUAAAAAACUUGAAAAAAGUUAUUAUAUUUCUAUAAAUAAUUUAGAUUACUGUAUAUUAAUUAAAAAAGCUUCUUUUGGUUAUUCUCUACAUCCAGAUAAUAAAUCUAUUGAAAUGAUUAAAGAAGAUCAAUUUAAAGGUGAUGUUGCAGAUGUUUAUUUUAAUGGUUAUAAUAUGCUUGAUAAAAUAUCAAAUUUAGAUGAAGAUUUACCAGGAAUACAAUAUAAAGAUGAAUCUGAUGAUAAACCAAAUGAGAUAAAAAAAUAUAAAUCUCAUUCAAUAACAUUUUCAGAAAUUCCUGGUUAUGUAAUGUUUCAUAAAGAAACAUUUUUAAAAUCAUCACAAAAUGGAGGAAAAUUAUCAUUUCGUUUUCGUACACUUCAAAAAAGAUGUUUAUUAUUAUUAGUUGAAAGAGAAACUCCUAUUAUUUCUGAAAAAUUUGUUAUUUUUGAAUUAAUAAAUGGAAAAAUAUAUAUAAGUCAUCCACAGAGAGGAAAAUAUACAACAUCAAUAAGUGGAAAUUUAAACUCUAAUACUAAUUUAAAUGAUUUAAAAUGGCAUAAUAUUUUAGUUUUAAAAGAUAAUGAUAGAAAUAUGUAUUCAUUAACAAUUGAUAAUUAUACAUCAAUAUUACCUUUAUCUGAUGAUAUGCUUUUUCCAUCAUCAGGAAAUUUUUAUUUUGGUGGUGUACCAAAAAAUAUUCAACUUCCAGAAUUAUUAGAAGGAAUUCCAAAUUUUAGAGGAUGUAUGGGUAAUUUACGUGUUGGAAAAGAAUAUUUCUCAUUUUUAACAGAUUCUCAAGAUGCAAAAAAUAUUAUCCGUGGAUGUGAGAUACCAUCCAUUAAAUGUGAAUUAGAUAGCUGCAAAAAUAAUGGGAUUUGUACACAGACAUGGACAGAUAUAUCCUGUGACUGCAAGAGAACAACAUUUACUGGAAAUAGAUGUGAAAAAUUAAGUACCACAUACAUUCUUGAUAGUAAAUCAUCUAUCAUUUUUACAUAUCAAAAUAAUUCUAAACCAUCUACAAUACAUGAUGAAUUGUCAAUUGGUUUUCAGACACACUCAUUAUCAGGUACAAUAUUUUCUAUUUUUUGUACCUCAAAAACAAAUAAUUAUUUAAUAUUAUAUCUAUCAUCUGGUAGAAUAAAUUUAAAAUAUAAUUUAGGAUUAAAAGAUCAUAAUAUAAUUUUAAAUUAUACAAAUUUAAUUAAUAAUGGAAAAUAUCAUAUUUUACAUAUGGAUAGAAAUUAUGACAAUAUUUCUUUUAAACUUAAUAAUAUGAAAACAAUAACAUAUAAAAUGUUAGCAGAUAAUAAUUUACUUUCAUUACAUGAAAUUGAUAGUAUAGUUAUUGGAAAUGUUCAAAAAUAUUUUAACAUUAUUAAAAAUAGAAAAAAUAAUUUAAGGAAACGUCAUCUAAUAGACAAUGGUAUCAGGGGAAAAGUAUCUGGUGUUUAUUUUAAUUCUCUAAAACCUUUAGAUUUAUUUUCAAUAGGGCAUUCUCAAACUUUUUAUACUGGGACACCUAAUUUAGUUUAUCAAACUGUUGAUGUAAAAACUAAUGGUUUAAAUAUUACAAAUGAUUAUAAAGAAAACAUAUCUAAAAGUCAAAUUAACAAUUCAGAAAUUAAUGAAAUGAAUUCUUCAAUACAACAGGAUACAGACAACUUGAUAACAGGUGUUGCAGAUGCUUGUCUUUCAUUAAAUGAUUUUCAUGAUAGCUGUUUUACUGAGUAUUUUGAUAGUGACGAUUUUAUUACACCUGUAUAUCAACAUAAACAAGAUAAAUCUUCUUCAGAAAAUUUUUAUACAACAUCAUCUGGUAAAUACUCCAGAAAAGGAAAACACAAAUUAAAGACAACAACUUUAGAUCCUCAAAUUUUUAACAUAGAUUUAAGCUCUAAAGAAAAAUUUAACAAAAAAAUUACAAAUAUUGAUCCUGAUACAAAAAGUAAUAAAAAAUUAAUUGAAAAAAAUUUUUUAUCAACAAUAAAACCAACUAUUGAUAGUACAGAAAAAACAAUGAUUGAUGAUACAAUUAGUAUUGAAAUUGAUGUUCCAAAUGAUUCUAAUAAUGAUGAUGAUUAUUCUGAAAGAUGGUGGUCAGAUAUUGGUGCACCAACAUUUCAUUUUAUAAGCCAUACCACAACAACAUCUCCACCACCUAUUAUAAAAGACAACCAACCAAUGACAACUUCUUUACCAAACAUUUUUCAAAAUAAUUAUAAAAAAUUACAAAUGACAAGUACUAAUAAAGAACCUUAUCAACUAAUAAAGAAUUUAACACCAACAAAUUCACCAUUCUCAAAAUUCACUACUAAGUCAUCUUUAUCCAUAACCAAAGCUUUUGCUACUUUAGCAACAACUGUUUUAAAUAUUCAAACUACAACUUUUCAACCAAUUACAAGUACACCCUAUAUCUAUUCAAAUACUAAUAAUCCAUUAACUACAACUAUAUAUGCUGUACGACCAACAACACCAUUAGGAUCAACAUUAUCUGGUACAAUGAAUGGAUCAAAAAAUGCUACAGGACAACAAGAUUUUCCCCGUACAGCUUUAAUUUCAAUUGCUUCAAUAUCUGUUAUAUUUAUAAUUGCAAUUGUUGUAUUUUGUGUCUUUAGAUGUCGGCAGGCUGCUCCUGGAUCAGAACAUUAUCCUGUAUAUGUAAAUGGACAUAAACCACCAGGAAUACUUUCUGUGGGUGGUUACACACCAGUACCAACAGAUAUGUCUCCACAAAUGAUGCAACAUUCUCAUUAUGAUGGUGGUGUUAUAAUGCCAAAUAAACAACAUACUAUGUUUACUUCCGACUCUAAUGUAUUGGCAAAUUGUCCCAAUGGACAUAAUCAUAUAAAUGUUGGAACUACAAUAAAACCUAAUUUAAAUAAUGUUUCAUUGACAAAUGGGAUAAAUCCUUGUCAAAAUUCAUAUGGAUUAUCUAAUUCUGCAUGUAUGUCUGCAACAUUACCCAAUAAAUCAAAUUCAAUGUUACAUCGUCAGUAUGAUGAUAAUGCUUUGCUAAAUAAUAUUCCGCAUAUAAAUGGACAAUUAUAUCACACUAUUGGAAGAAAUGGACUAAUGACUUCAAGUUUAAAUAAAACAAAUGGAAUGUCAACGUUAGAAACAAAAAAACGGGCUUUCAAAGAAUGGUAUGUAUAA